AUGCAAAAAAUAGGAGCCGAAUCCCCAGAAGGAAAGGAUCAGGGAAAGGAUCUUGAACUGCUCAUGGGGUCACUUAAUAAAAUAACGGCAGCAAUGGUUGUGAGAGGUACCCUUAUAGCAUUAAGGACGCCGGCUAGCACAGUGGACGAUAAGAAAACCACAGCAGUGCCUCCCAAAACUCCCAACUGGAAAGUAAUGACACUCCAGAUGCGAACCAAGUAA
Ilex paraguariensis (yerba mate) is the source of this 222-nucleotide messenger RNA. NCBI's taxonomy places the organism in Eukaryota, Viridiplantae, Streptophyta, Magnoliopsida, Aquifoliales, Aquifoliaceae. The record is from the annotation of a GenBank genome assembly.